Messenger RNA from Bursaphelenchus xylophilus (pine wood nematode), 1073 nucleotides. NCBI's taxonomy places the organism in Eukaryota, Metazoa, Nematoda, Chromadorea, Rhabditida, Aphelenchoididae. The record is from the annotation of a GenBank genome assembly.
AUGAACGAAAAUGGUCGGAGACGUUGUUGUCUUCUCUCAGGGAUCGGCCUCACUCUCUUCGGAUGUGUGAUUUGUGCAUUAUCAAUUGCAUUACCUGGAUGGCAGGUGGGUCUUCGUUUGCCGUUGAUUAUGACUUUAAAAGGUGGUGGAAUUACUCGAGUUCAAUUCAAUACAUGAGCAUGGGAUCUUCUAUGAUUGUGUUCGAUCAGAGACAACGCCUUUGGAAAAAGCUCGGUCCAAGGACUUUACAUUCAGAACGAGUAAACGAUGCACUUACAAAUUCGAUUCCUCAGCCUCGAGGACAAUAAGAAUAGCGGUUGAGGAAGGGGAUGUGGCUGCCACGGAGAUGUUGUUACAUCGAUUUCUACGUAUGUUAAUCUGCUAAAAAUUGUGCUAACAAUAUUUUAGCUCAACACAAAGCUGUCAUCUUUUUUUUCAUCUUUACUGUAAUCUUUGCGAUGAUGUCGAUGGUAGUUGGAGCAUGUUCUCCAUGUUUUGUACCCAAUGGAGUUCUCCAUGUGUUGUCUGUGAUGACUGCCAGUAAGUCUAUGUACAAAUUCCAAACUAGACUGUCUAUUUAAGUGGGAUGUUCGUUGUUGGCUGAUUUUAUUUUCUUUAUGGCCUCCAAAAAAAACGACAACCAGGAAGUUCAAGGGAUCGUCAACGUGUAUCAGGUGGGAAUUCGAAUAUCUCUGGGAAUUUUCCUUCAGCAGCACCUUGGGUAUGCCUUUUUUGUCCAUGUCUUCGGGACCCUUGCCCUGCUCGCGGCUACGCUAUCUUCCACAGUAUCAGCGUAUCUGUUGAUUCGAAGAGAAUGGAGGAUUUAUGGAUGCUGCGAUUCUAAAGGAAGUCAGAAGGGAGCCUGUGGAUCGUACUGUCAUUAUCCAUCUUUAACAUAUUAUGGAGGAAAUGAUAUGGAAUCGCGACUUGUGGAUAUCCCGAACACCAGUCUUCGGAUGCCCAUGCCGCCUCCUCCCCCACCUCCACCAUUGUUCGCGACCAGAAUCGAGCAUCGAAGAGGAGUCAAUGGAUACGAACAUAAUGAGAGGUUAUUCCAAGAAGAAGAUGUAUGA